GCAUCCCCCAGUGCUGGGGAGCUGCGUGACCCGGCUGUGCUGCGGCACAGCAGAGCUGCAGCUGCGGGGCUGCUCCGGCCCUGCCGCCUGCGGUGGCAGCCGGGGACAGGCGCGAAGGCGUGCGGUGGAUGAAGGUCUCCGGGCAGCACUUGGGGACACUGCUGCAAGCCCAGCACCCAAUUCUGGUGAGCACAUGGGACGUGGGAUCCUGCGUGGAGUCAGCUGCUGGUCCUCCUGUGUCCUGCCACGCCGGGGCCGAGUAGGCAUUCUCACCUGACUGCGAGCAGGCAGCGGAGGGCACGGGCUGCGCGUGGGAGUGUGCCUUGUGGGGACUCCAGUGUAUGUGUGAAACACAGCUGACUGUUCUGAUCCGGUGCUGCAUGAGCCAGCCAUGGGAAACAGCCUUUUUGCAAACUGCUGCAGGCAAGUCACCGAUCUCCUCUUCCAGCCACGCAGCUCUGGCUCACCCGACGAGAGGUCGCCCCUCUUGCCAAAGUCUUCCACAGGCUGCACUGUCUUCCCAGAGAUGCCAGAAGCUGCCCAGUGUGCUGGGCUGUAUCCAGACAUCAUCCCCAGCGAGGCAGUGACGGGAAGCUUGCAGAAGGGUACUGAAUACAUCCAAGACCUAUCUGAGACCAAGGACAAAGAAGGAAUGGUGACAGUUUGUGAUAAGGGCGGUUUGAUACCUGGCGUUGGCACGGUUGGCCUGCUCCAGCAGACAGAGGCAUCCCGUGCAGUGACUGUCCUUCCAGCCGACCUUGGGGACAGGCCGGCAGGGCUGGUUGAUCAUGCUCAGUCACUUGAGGCCUGCCAGGGCUGUGUGAAACUUGAGGACAGCGGCUUAGCCCACAGAUCCUGCCGCCGGGAGGAGCACGUGGCAGCAGCUGAUGGCAGUGAGGGCCCUGGAGCACAUUCUGCCGGCCAGGGCCACGGCGAGGAGCGAGCAGCCGUGUGCUUGGACACAGCCUUAGUGGCUCUGGACAGCGUGCUGAAGUGCAGAGGUCCUGCUCCCUCCCCAGGGAGCCCUGGGACACUGUCCUCUGCUCUGCCAUCAAGUGUGGGGAAAACCCUGUCAGCUCAAAGUGCAGUUGUGCUGCCUGUUUCCCCUGGUGAGGUGUUACCUAAGGCUCAGGACACAAGUGCUGGUUUUGUGACAGAACCUACUGCCUGCCUCAGCAGAAGAUCAAGCUGUGAUCCUGAUUCCCAGGCACAGGUUCUGCCCUCAAAGCAGCAGCAGCAGAAAAAGAAGAGGAAGAAAAAGAAACUCCCUCUCCCAGAGCACCAAUCUGGCGUGGCACUGAUGAAUGGCAGCGGCCCACAUGACAGCCUCAAGGGCGAGAAGGAUGCCAAGCAGAACGGCCAUGAGGAAGCUGACCCAGGAGAAGAUGGGAACGACCAGGAGGUCAUCGUCAUACAGGAUACUGGAUUUACUGUCAAGAUCUGUGCACCAGGGAUAGAGCCCUUUUCCCUGCAGGUUUCUCCUCAAGAGAUGGUGCAAGAAAUCCAUCAAGUUUUGAUGGACCGUGAGGAUACCUGCCAUCGGACCUGCUUCUCCCUGCAGCUGGAUGGCAACGUCCUGGAUAACUUUGCUGAGCUGAAGACAAUUGAAGGACUGCAGGAGGGCUCACUGCUGAAAGUGGUGGAAGAGCCGUACACAGUGCGAGAAGCCAGGAUACACGUGCGCCACAUUCGGGACCUUCUGAAGAGUCUUGACCCAUCAGAUGCUUUCAAUGGUGUGGACUGUAACUCACUGUCCUUCCUGAGUGUCUUCACUGAAGGAGACCUGGGAGACAGUGGAAAACGGAAGAAGAAAGGUACUGAAAUGGAACAAAUUGACUGCACACCUCCUGAACAUAUCCUGCCAGGUAGCAAAGAGAGGCCCCUGUGUGCCCUUCAGCCCCAGAACAGAGACUGGAAGCCUUUGCAGUGCCUAAAGGUGUUGACAAUGAGUGGUUGGAACCCCCCGCCCGGUAACCGCAAGAUGCACGGGGACCUCAUGUAUUUGUACGUCAUCACGGUGGAGGAUCGGCACGUCAGCAUCACCGCCUCCACUCGGGGAUUCUACUUGAAUCAGUCUACUGCAUACAACUUCAAUCCCAAACCGGCAAACCCCAGUUUUCUCAGUCAUUCCUUGGUGGAACUACUAAACCAGAUCAGCCCUACCUUCAAAAAAAACUUCUCUGCUCUGCAGAAGAAACGGGUUCAGAGACACCCCUUUGAGAGGAUAGCCACUCCUUUCCAAGUGUACAGCUGGACAGCUCCGCAAGCAGAGCACGCCAUGGACUGUGUCCGGGCAGAGGAUGCCUACACUUCUAGACUGGGCUAUGAGGAGCACAUACCUGGACAGACCAGAGACUGGAACGAGGAGCUGCAGACCACACGAGAGCUGCCACGCAAGAACCUGCCCGAGAGGCUGCUGAGAGAACGAGCCAUUUUCAAGGUUCAUAGUGACUUCACUGCAGCAGCAACACGAGGUGCUAUGGCUGUCAUCGAUGGCAACGUCAUGGCCAUCAACCCCAGCGAGGAGACCAAGAUGCAGAUGUUCAUCUGGAACAACAUUUUCUUCAGCCUGGGCUUUGAUGUCCGUGACCACUACAAGGACUUUGGUGGAGACGUUGCUGCUUAUGUAGCUCCUACCAAUGAUCUCAAUGGUGUGCGGACCUACAAUGCUGUGGAUGUGGAAGGGCUGUACACGCUGGGGACUGUCGUGGUGGAUUACAGAGGGUACAGGGUGACAGCUCAGUCUAUUAUUCCUGGCAUCUUGGAGCGGGAGCAGGAGCAGAGUGUCAUCUAUGGGUCAAUAGACUUUGGCAAGACAGUUGUGUCACAUCCCAAGUACCUGGAGCUGCUGGAGAAGACCAGCAGGCCGCUGAAGAUCCAGAAGCACAAAGUUCUCAACGACAAGAACGAGGAGGUGGAGCUGUGCUCCUCAGUAGAGUGCAAAGGCAUUAUUGGCAACGAUGGGCGUCACUACAUCCUGGACCUGCUACGCACUUUCCCUCCAGAUCUAAACUUCCUGCCUGUUGAAGGGGAGGAGAUGCCAGAGGAGUGUAAGAAAAUGGGGUUCCCCAAGCAGCACAGACACAAGCUUUGCUGUCUCCGGCAAGAGCUUGUUGAUGCCUUUGUAGAACACAGGUAUCUCUUAUUCAUGAAGCUGGCUGCACUGCAGCUGAUGCAGCAGAAAGCCAACAAGCAGGAGAACUCAGCUGCGCUGGAAAAUGGUGCCUCUGCAGAGAAUGGCGCCACAGACAGCGAGAGGCCUGAGUCAGAGGAUGGCAAAAUAGAGGACAGCGUGACGGGACUCGAUCAGGUGAAGGAGCUCGCAGAGACCAUCGCGUCUGACGAUGGAACAGUGGAUCCCAAAAGCAGAGAAGUGAUUCGGAAUGCUUGCAAGGCUGUGGGCUCCAUUAGUGACACAUCAUUUGAUAUUCGGUUUAACCCAGAUAUUUUCUCACCAGGUGUUCGCUUCCCUGAGUCGAGCAAAGAGGAGGUGCAGGAUCAGAAGCAGCUGCUGAAGGAUGCUGCUGCGUUCCUGCUGUCGUGCCAGAUCCCAGGCUUGGUGAAGGACUGCUUGGAUCACACGGUGCUCCCGAUGGAUGGGGCGACCUUGGCUGAGGCCAUGCACCAGCGAGGCAUCAACAUGCGUUACCUGGGCAAAGUGAUCAACUUCAUCACCAAGACCCCCGGCCGUGCACAGCUGGAUCACAUCUUUAAAAUUGGAAUCAGUGAAUUGAUCACUCGAUCAGCCAAACACAUCUUCAAGACGUACCUCCAGGGCGUGGAGCUGUCAGGGUUAUCCGCUGCUAUCAGCCACUUCCUCAAUUGUUUUCUGAGCUCCUUCCCAAAUCCCAUUGCCCAUCUUCCAGCUGAUGAGCUGGUCUCCAAGAAGAAGAAUAAGAAAAGGAAAAAUAGGAACCUUGGAAAUGCUGAUAACACUGCAUGGGCCAGCAUGACCCCUCAGGAGCUAUGGAAGAAUAUUUGUUCAGAAGCAAAGAACUACUUUGAUUUCAGUCUUGAAUGUGAGAAUGCUGACCAAGCAGCUGAAGUGUAUAAUCUACAGAAAAUCACCCUGCUCCGUGAAAUCUCCCUCAAAACUGGAGUCCAGAUCCUGCUGAAGGAGUACAACUUUGACAACAGGCACAAGCCCACUUUCACAGAAGAGGAUAUUCUUAACAUCUUCCCUGUAGUGAAGCAUGUAAACCCAAAAGCUUCCGAUGCUUUCCACUUCUUCCAGAGCGGGCAAGCAAAAGUUCAGCAAGGUUUCUUGAAGGAGGGCUGUGAGCUCAUCAACGAAGCCUUAAACCUGUUCAACAACGUGUAUGGUGCUAUGCAUGUAGAAAUCUGUGCCUGCCUGAGGCUGCUAGCUCGGCUCAACUAUAUCAUGGGAGACUACUCAGAGGCCUUAAGCAAUCAGCAGAAAGCGGUGCUAAUGAGCGAGAGGGUCCUGGGCAUCGAACAUCCCAACACCAUCCAAGAAUAUAUGCACCUGGCUCUCUACUGCUUUGCAAACAGCCAGCUCUCGACAGCACUGAACCUGCUGUACCGUGCACGCUACCUCAUGCUCUUGGUAUUUGGGGAGGAUCACCCAGAAAUGGCACUCUUAGAUAACAACAUUGGCCUGGUGCUCCACGGGGUCAUGGAGUACGACCUGUCCCUCCGGUUCCUGGAGAACGCGCUGGCCAUCAGCUCCAAGUACCACGGCUCCAAGUCUUUGAAGGUUGCACUGAGCCACCACUUGGUUGCCCGAGUGUACGAGAGCAAAGCAGAGUUCCGGUCAGCUCUGCAGCAUGAGAAGGAAGGCUACACCAUCUACAAGAAUCAGCUCGGUGAACACCAUGAGAAGACCAAAGAGAGCUCCGAGUACUUGAAAUACCUGACGCAGCAAGCGGUCGCUCUGCAGCGCACAAUGAACGAGAUCUACAAGAACGGCUCCAAUGCCAACAUCAUGCCCCUGAAGUUCACAGCUCCCAGUAUGGCCAGUGUCCUGGAACAGCUGAACAUUAUCAAUGGAAUUCUCUUCAUUCCACUAAGCCAAAAAGACCUGGAGAACCUUAAAGCCGAGGUGCAGCGACGCCAGCAGCUCCAGGAAAGCAUGAAAAGUGGGGAACAGCUGGAAGCAGAGGACAAAGCUGUGGAGGAGAAAGAGGCUGAGCCGAGCAUGCCUUCCACUGCCAUCCCCUUAACACAGAGCUCUGCUUAAUGUGUACCUCGCUUAAAAAAAAAAAAAGUUUAAACCACCCUUUUCUGAAUCUGGCCCAGGGCCUUAGCUGUCCUUGGAGCAGCUCCUCCUUUUUGACAAUGUUAUUGCACUGGUACAAUUAAUACACAAUGCAAAGAACUAAUCUGAGCAAUGUAAUCUGUCUGCCCCAGCUUGUGUCUGCCACGCGAGGGGAAGUGGCCGGAGGCAGCACAGACCCGUCCUGGCGCGCGGGGCCCUCCUGCUGUGUGUGUGUCUGUGUCGUGUGUGUGCGCAGCAGUUAUUUCUACUUUGUACAUAUGAAUUCCAAAUGAACUGUCUGGAGGAAUGUAACAUUUCUCAGGUCAUUUUUAUGUUGACUAAGGACACUGCUUUGCUAAACCAGUAAAGAACCAGCCCCAUCGCUGCUCCGCGUUCUUGUAAAACGUGGAUUCCAAGCCAAAAGAUUGAUUUCCCCCAGUCACUAUUCAAGAUUGUGCUAAAACAGCCAUAUUUGUGUUGCUGAGAUGACUGAAGCUUGUGACAUGUGUAAGCGGGGGAUGUACAGCAUUUUCUACAUCAGGAUAUAGCCAUGGGAUUCCUUUAAACAUUUUUUUCUAUGUUUGGUUGGCAGUUUGGCAAUUCAGUGGGGUUUUGUAACAUUCACAUUCUAAUUUUCAAGAUAAAGAUAUAGAUAGAUAUAGAUAUAUAGAUAUAUAUAUAUAGAGAUAUAUAUAUAUGAUAUUCACCGUUCCACCUCUGCUCUGCUUGCAGCUGAGUGACUUGGGAUACUGUAUCCAAAGAGUGAGGGCUUGAUCUUUAAAAAGCGCACAAACUUCCAUUGCAGUGGAAACCCCAGUGCCUCGGAGAGGUGUGAAUGCAGCAAAUGAGGUCUGAGCUAAGGGGAGAAAGGAGGGAAUCACAGCCCUGUUUAAGGGGGGGGAGAGGGGAGAAAAAUUCAGAAACAGAGACCUGGUGUCAUUUGCAACUGCACUGUUGACACAGAGCUGAGGGCCCUGAACCUGACAGAAUCACAACCCCAAAGUACUAGGUUUUGGGGAAGGGGUUUAAAUGAAAACUGAGGAUCCCCCAGCACUGAAACCUCUGGCAAAUACCUUUGUCUCUGGUGCUUUUGCACACUGGUUUUGGGACUGGCGCUGGGAGCUGCCAUUGCUGGCAAUGGAUGGUACUGAAAUGGCAAGUGCCACCAAGGAAAUCCUCCUGUCCCCUCCCCUCCACGCACAUCCUGUGGGGUUGUCACUGUCCUCAAGCAGGUAAGAUGUGGCUGCUGCAGGCCCCGGGAUGCCGACAGAGUUGAAUGUCCUGUUCUCCAAGCAGAUGCAGCUGUAGAAGAGCGGUGGGCUGGCGGCAGCCCAGCCUCUCCUCCCUCGCAUUGUCUGUCCUGGAUCGUGCCCCGUGCUAAUCCGCGCUGCUUCUCUUACUGACCCCUGGAGCCGAGUGCUGUCCCUGUGCUCUGUACCCUCCGUUUCCUGUCUCACCCUACAGCUAUUUGUAACUCGGGGCUGGGCUGCAGGGCAACGAGGGAGCAGCCUCUGAGGUGUUGGAGGCAACAAAGCAGUCUUCACUGCAAAUGAACUUGCUCCUAUUAGAAAAAUUCUGAAUUUCCUGGAAAGCAAUCAAUAAAUGACUACAGUGCAUCUUUCCUACAAGAUUUUUCUUUUACUAGUGUCUUACAGUCCAUUAAAAGCUUUUUAAACUCUU
Messenger RNA from Prinia subflava (tawny-flanked prinia), 6898 nucleotides. It is a transcript of the gene CLUH, whose product is annotated as clustered mitochondria homolog. Lineage: Eukaryota; Metazoa; Chordata; Aves; Passeriformes; Cisticolidae. Gene Ontology annotation, biological process: intracellular distribution of mitochondria. Gene Ontology annotation, cellular component: cytoplasm. Gene Ontology annotation, molecular function: mRNA binding; protein binding. The record is from RefSeq and is a predicted model, not a curated record. Bases 392 to 5200 code for a protein of 1602 amino acids. The transcript has 26 exons.